AUGUGUCAAACAAUUAAAAGAAUUUAUCAUUUUGACCUUCCUACGGAGCUAUUGUCCUUAGAAAAUCUAGUUAUUCCUGAACAUAUGAAAAAAACUUUAAAAAAUAUUUGUUACCUAAAUUAA
Messenger RNA from Scutellospora calospora, 123 nucleotides. The record is from the annotation of a GenBank genome assembly. Lineage: Eukaryota; Fungi; Glomeromycota; Glomeromycetes; Diversisporales; Gigasporaceae.